GAACAUGUCUUUGUCUAGGAGGGGUGUGGUCAGUGCCAUUUGUACUCAUAAAGGGCGUUCUCCAGGAGCCAGCAUAGCCUUAUCCAGUCACCCAAGUGACUUGCCUUGUCUAGAGUUCAGAGCCUGAAGAUGAAGAGCCUGGUCCUGACUGUCAUCCUGUUUUGUCUGAUGCCUGUCCUACAGGCCCAGGAUGACCUGCCCUUCCUAUCAGAAGACAGGAAUGUCUCAGGGACCUGGUACAAAAAGGCAAUAGUAUACGAUGUCAACUCCCCAGAGUUAAUCUCAAUGGAAGAAUUCCCCUUCGUUGUCAGAAUGUUACACAAGGGAAGUAUGGAGGUCACUAUAUAUUGUGUGCUUAAUGGAGAGUGCAUCCGGAUUGAUUUCUUGAUGGAGAAAACUGAGAAACCUGGCAUGUACAGAGCCUUUUGGAAUUCACUACUUACAUACGUCUAUGAGCUGCCAGUGAUGGACCACUAUGUCUUCUACAGUGAACUCAAGUUAAUUGAGAAAAAAGUCUAUGCGGGAGAGCUCAUAGGGAAGGACCCCAAAGAAAACCCUCAGGCCCUAGAAGAGUUCAAGAAAUUCAUACAGUCAAAAGGCUUUCCACUAGAAAACAUCAUUGUGCCUCAGCAGAGAGAAAUGUGUGUCCCUGAAGUUAGUAAUGCUGUCCCUCAGGACUGCAAACCGAGAGUCAACCCUGUCUUUAAUGGAUCGUAGUACUUUUCCUGGAGUGCUCUUCUCCAUGACCACACAACGUUGAGACAUCACCUUCAAGACCAUCUCAUCAUAGAUACUAACUACACACUGGACCACACUCCUGCCAGGACCCCCUAUCCCAAAUCCAAGUAAAGCCUUAAGCAUCUAUUCUGGA
Molecule: messenger RNA, 871 nt
Organism: Rattus norvegicus (Norway rat)
Lineage: Eukaryota; Metazoa; Chordata; Mammalia; Rodentia; Muridae
Product: vomeronasal secretory protein 2-like
Source: RefSeq, a predicted model, not a curated record